Molecule: messenger RNA, 817 nt
Organism: Habropoda laboriosa
Lineage: Eukaryota; Metazoa; Arthropoda; Insecta; Hymenoptera; Apidae
Gene: ND-24
Product: NADH dehydrogenase [ubiquinone] flavoprotein 2, mitochondrial
Exons: 4
Coding region: 86-817 (243 amino acids)
Biological process (GO): mitochondrial electron transport, NADH to ubiquinone
Molecular function (GO): NADH dehydrogenase activity
Source: RefSeq, a predicted model, not a curated record
UAUUGCGAUUUAAAUGCUAAUUUUAUAAAAAUUUUGAAAAUUAAAUUAGUGCUGUUAACAAUAAAUACACAGCAAGCACGUAAACAUGUUUCUACCUUCGGGUGUACUUCGUGCCCUUUCUAAUUGUAAAAACAUUAGAGGAUUACAGACUUCAGCCAUUCUCACAUCUGAUCAGUUAUUUGUUCAUAGAGACAGUGAAGUUGAUAAUCCAAAUAUUCCAUUUGAGUUUAAUGGAGCAAACCAAAAACGUAUUGAAGCCCUUUUAAAAAUUUAUCCUGAAGGUCACAAACGUGGUGCAAUGAUACCUUUAUUGGAUUUAGCUCAGAGACAACAUGGAUGGUUACCUAUUUCUGCAAUGCAUAAAGUGGCAGAAAUAUUGAAUGUACCACGUAUGCGUGUCUAUGAAGUAGCAACAUUUUAUACAAUGUUUAACAGAAGGCCAAUGGGAAAGUAUCAUGUACAAAUUUGUACCUGUACUCCAUGUUGGUUACGAGAUUCUGACUCUAUUGUAGAAGCUGUAACUAAAGCUACAAAUUGUAAAGUAGGAGAAAUGUCUGAAGAUAAACUGUUCACCAUUUCAGAAGUAGAAUGUCUAGGGGCUUGUGCUAAUGCACCAAUGUUUCAAGUUAAUGAUGAUUAUUAUGAAGAUUUAACUCCUGAAAGUGCCACUACUAUCAUAAAUGCACUGAAAAAAGGAGAAAGACCACCACCAGGUCCACAAAAUUCACCUAGAUUUGCAGCAGAUCCAGCAGGUGGCUUAACAUCAUUAACAUCUCCACCACCAGAACCUGGAUUUGGUGUUAGAUCUGAUUUGUAA